Symbiodinium sp. CCMP2456 is the source of this 1461-nucleotide messenger RNA. The record is from the annotation of a GenBank genome assembly. NCBI's taxonomy places the organism in Eukaryota, Dinophyceae, Suessiales, Symbiodiniaceae.
AUGGGUGCCGGAGGUUCCUCUCCUGUGAAGGCCAUGGCAGAGAUGUCCGUCGAGGAGCGACAGUGGGAGAAAGCUACGGUGGACGAGGCGACGCGCAUGCGCUUGAACGGUGAGUCGGCACGAUGCAUGGCGCACAUCCGCGCCAUCAAGAAGGCAGGAGGUGUGUCACUCAAGGAAUCCGACGGCUCGGACACAAGCAAGGAUCAAGCAUGGACGACCGAUGAGUCAGGCUUGUCAGUAUGUGCCGCUCGCUACUGCAUGAUCACCACUGCUCUUUGGAUGCUCCCGAAGAUGCUAGUCCUUUUUCUACCUGUUCUUCUGCUCCAAAUUCCGGGAGUCGCCUUGGUGAGAUGCUACGUGGCAUGUCUCAAGCCUGGAACCGAGUCCAUCGAACGCACUGCCAUGUUUUGGCUCUCCUUCGCGGUGGUGUUCUUCCUCUACCUUCCCGCUGGCAUCCUGGCUCUUGUGUCGCUGAUGUUGGACUACGUCUUCUAUUGGAUCUUCGGCAUCACCUUCUGCGUUUGCACCUGUCGCUACGGAGCGGUUUGGCGCAGCAUGAAGGCGAUUCAUCCUUACCGGAACGGCCCAUGGAUCAUCUUGCACCUCCCAGACGUUUACGUCUCGGUCAUCGGUCAGACCUGCCGUCAAGGAAUGCUCGAGGUCAUGUGGCUUCUUUCGAACAUGUGGCUCAUCAUGCCCUGGUACAAGUACUACAUGAACUGCAACCCGUGGUUGGAUGACUUAGACCAUCGCUUCGUGAAUCAGAUCAGCACAACAUGGGCAGACAUCAACGCAAGCGAUCCCACCCGCAGCUCCAAGAUCGGCAGGGAGAUCAUCUCAAGGGCUAAGCACUUCCCGGGCCGUGCUCAGAAGGUAGAUCUGUGGCACUUCGUGCCGCACUACCCGUACCCACCGCCUGGGCGGCGCUAUGCCAUGGGUAUGCAACAGGGAGGAAGUGGCAUGAAGAGCUGCAUGUUGAUGGUGCACACCACGCAUGCAAACCGUGCAGAUGGCAAUUGCACGGAGCAGCAUGUGGCAUCGAAUUGUUGCAAAGUGCCCGUCUAUCGCGUCAUGCUGUGGUACAACAAUCCGUACCACCAUUUCACUGGUUGGGUGGAGGCUCAUCCAUCUACGGGUGAACCAUCGCAAUUGGACAAGGCCGAUGGCGGAGAGCAUCCCAUGUGGCUAGUGGGGUCCAAAUCCCCCUUGACCUCGAAGCGCACCAGCAUGACUGGGCCAGGGUCCAUUGACAAGUUUUUCGAUGAAUGGAUCCCGGUCUUCGCACAUGAAGUUCGCUACUCGCACCAUCGCAUGGAAGGGAAGAGCCAUGAAGAGGCCUUGAAGAUUGCCAAUGAAAAGUACCAGGAGGUGGCUUCAGCUGAUGGUAUUUCUAGGCCCCUCAAAAAAAAAGGCUUGGACAAGUACAAAGAAUCGUCCAUGCAUGACUACGGCCUUGUAUGA